Molecule: messenger RNA, 3811 nt
Organism: Engraulis encrasicolus (European anchovy)
Lineage: Eukaryota; Metazoa; Chordata; Actinopteri; Clupeiformes; Engraulidae
Gene: enc2
Product: ectodermal-neural cortex 2
Exons: 4
Coding region: 458-2329 (623 amino acids)
Molecular function (GO): protein binding
Source: RefSeq, a predicted model, not a curated record
UCCACUGAAGCCUCAAACGCGAACAAAGUAGCGUCGAAAGGGCUGGAAGACGUUGUUUGGCUGGAUCAAAAAAAUAAUGAAUCUCUCAACGAAACCGAAGCUGGGUGGCGUGGGUAUAUCACGUUAAUAACGUUCAUAUGUGAGUAUAUUAACGCGUUGUAACGCCUCGCUGGUUUCGGCUGAAAUGUUUGCAAGUUAACCAGCCAAGCACAGCUACAAAUUGAAUGGUGCGUGUAGUGCAGUGUUGGCUAGUUAGCCCAUGCUAACAAAAGUUAGAAGCCCCGGUAAGGUAGUCGCUCGCAGUUUGGAUAUCACUAUUAGCUUAAAUGUAGACCCGAUAAACGACAACAACGGUGUAUUUAGUAAGGACCCAAUGCGGAUCAUCAGUCCCUACCCUACCUGAGGGUCGGUGUUGUCAGCGUGACCUGUUGAAGUUGGUGUCUCUUUGGGGGACCAAAUGCAGACCCCUCCUCAGAUCCUCAGUCUGAGUGCCUGUGGCUGGGUCAGCAGCUUCUGUCGCUUUCAAGAGAUUGAGACCAGCGAGGCGCCCGGCGAGAAAAUGUCCGUCAGUGUUCACGAGAACCGCAAGUCACGGACCAGCACCGGCUCCAUGAACAUCUCGCUCUUCCACAAGCCCUCGCACCCGGACAGCGUGCUGACGCACCUCAACACGCUGCGCAAGCAGUGCAUGUUCACGGACGUGACGCUGUGGGCGGGCGAGCGCUCCUUCCCCUGCCACCGGGCCGUGCUGGCCGCCUGCAGCCGCUAUUUCGAGGCCAUGUUCAGCGGCGGGCUGCGCGAGAGCGUGGACAGCGAGGUCAACUUCCACGACAGCGUGCACCCCGAGGUGCUGGAGCUGCUGCUGGACUUUGCCUACUCGUCGCGGGUCAUCAUCAACGAGGAGAACGCAGAGUCGCUGCUGGAAGCCGGCGACAUGCUGCAGUUCCACGACAUCAGGGACGCGGCCGCCGAGUUCCUGGAGAAGAACCUGCACUCGUCCAACUGCCUGGGCAUGAUGCUGCUGUCGGACGCCCACCAGUGCAAGCGGCUCUACGAGCUAUCCUGGAGGAUGUGCCUCGUCCACUUUGAGACGGUGCGGGACACCGAGGACUUCUACGGCCUCUCCAGAGACAAGCUGCUGGACCUGAUCCUCAGCGACGAGCUGGAGAUCGAAGACGAGCAGAUCGUGUUCAACGCCGUGAUGCGGUGGGUGCGGUACGAUCUGGAGAGUCGGCGGGACUACCUGCCGGAGCUGCUGAGAGGGAUCCGGCUGGCGCUGCUGCCCUCCGAAUGCCUCAUCGAGGCAGUGGCGUGCGAGGAGCUGGUCAUGUCGGACAAGAGGAGCCGGCAGAUCGUGGACGAGGCCAUGCAAUGCAAGAAGAAGAUCUUGCAGAACGACGGCGUGGUGACCAGCCCUUGCGCCAGACCCAGGAAGGCCGGGCACACACUUUUGAUUCUCGGGGGCCAGACGUUCAUGUGCGACAAAAUCUACCAGGUGGACCACAAGGCUAAGGAGAUCAUCCCCAAGUCUGACCUGCCGAGUCCCAGGAAAGAGUUCAGUGCCUGCGCCAUCGGCUGCAAGGUGUACGUCACGGGAGGCAGGGGUUCAGAGAACGGCGUGUCUAAGGACGUAUGGAUCUACGACACUGUUCAUGAGGAGUGGUCUAAGGGAGCUCCCAUGCUGAUUGCUCGUUUUGGCCACGGCUCUGCAGAGUUGGAGAACUGCCUGUAUGUAGUGGGGGGUCACACGGCCAUCGCUGGCGUCUUUCCUGCCUCCCCCUCCGUUUCGCUGAAGCAAGUAGAGCGGUACGACCCGCUCACCAACAAAUGGACCAUGAUGGCGCCGCUCCGGGACGGUGUCAGCAACGCUGCUGUGGUCAGCGCCAAGAUCAAACUGUUUGUCUUUGGCGGCACCACCAUCCACCGGGACAAGGCGUCCAAGGUGCAGUGCUACGACCCGGUGGAGAACCGCUGGUCGAUCGCGGCCGAGUGCCCGCAGCCCUGGCGCUACACGGCGGCGGCCGUCCUGGGCAGCCAGAUCUUCAUCAUGGGCGGAGACACAGAGUUCACCGCCGCCUCCGCCUACCGCUUUGACUGUGAGGCCAACCAGUGGACGCGGGUCGGGGACAUGACCUCCAAGCGAAUGAGCUGCCACGCGGUGGCGUCGGGGAACAAACUCUACGUAGUCGGCGGCUACUUUGGCACCCAGCGCUGUAAAACCUUGGACUGUUAUGAUCCGAUGUCGGACAGCUGGAACAGUAUAACGACAGUGCCUUAUUCGUUAAUUCCGACUGCUUUCGUGAGCACGUGGAAACAUCUUCCUGCCUAGUGGUCCUUAUCGGGGGAGUGGAUUCUAACUGGGCAUCCCACAUACAUGACUGUGGAAGACACGUGGACCAUCCUCCUCGUCAGUCCCUGCUGCCAACUGUGUUUGUGUGAGUGAGCGUCUAUGCACGGAUGGCGACACCUGGGCCAGAUUUCUCUACAGGCUGCUCAAGCUGAAACCUUAAGAAGGGGAGAAGGAAGAUACAAUAACGACAACAAGCACUCGGCCUCCUUCCGAAGAGAGGGGAGGGGUCUCUCACCUCAUUACUCUUCACACCUCCAAGACUCCUCCAGAGGCACCACAACACAACACAACACACCCCCACCAUCUCCGCAAGAGCACAAAACCUUCAGAGCAGUAGCCUGGGGCUGCAGAGGCUUCCAAAAAAAGUUCUUGGAGGUGUCACUGUGAGGGAAUGCCUGUCAGGUGACAUCAAGUCAACCGCUUAACCACACACACACACACACACACACACACACACACACACACACACACACACACACACACACACACACACUUCCUCUCCCAUUUCUACUGUCUCUGUUACCAUUCUCUGUUGCUGUGGUCACCAGAAGCCUGUCUUAUUUUGCACAUGAAGCAGAUGUUUUUUUUGUUUAGUUUUUAAACCUUUUUGGGGUUCAGUAUCAUUCCUGAAGUGGGGUUAUGGGACUGAUUCAGAGAGUUACUGGCAACUGUUGGGCAUCUCUUUGAACCAAGCCAACAGUGCUCAGGAUCCUUGGCAAAACACGAGCACACUGACAUUACAAGAUGACUCAUUGUUUUUUUUUAAAUAUGACUUAAUAAGCUGUUUUAUGAAAUACUCAUCAAUACAAUGUUGGAACUACAGGUUUACAAUUUUAAGAAGAGAACUUGUACAUUCAUGAACCGAACUUCCUGCUAUUUAUUUUGCUACUUGUGGAAAAAGAAAACAAUUCCUGGAGAUACCUCCAAUGUCAUGGCACAAUGAACUGAUCUUUAUUGUCAAUAGCUAAGUGAAGUAAUGGGGGGGGAAAGUUAACAAUUGCAUUGCAGUUAAUAUAUGUGUUCUAGUCAUUUACAAUUGCACUUGCCACUGUACGUUUCAUACUGACUCGUGAGGAAUUUCGGGCUUUGUUAUUCAAGCAUUGUUUUAUUCUGGAAAUAGGGUGACUUUAUCGGAGGACAUGUGAAGAGUGACAUUUCGUGGAAUUGGAAAAAGAGGGAGCACGUUUUUUGCCUUCUUGAAAGUCUUACAGACUUUGUUUUUAUAGGACAAGUUUUUUUGGAAGUGUUUAGAUGUCACAUCCUCUUCAGGAAGAUGACUCGGCUCCAUAAGCCUUCUCCAGGUCGGAGGCAAGUGGCAUCCCGUGGAUUAAGAGAAACGAAUCCCGCAGGACUGCCUGAGAACUGUUCUUUUUUUCCUGGUGCCUCUUGACUGGUAGAAGUGUUUUUGUGGCUGAUUGAGUCUGUGGAAAGGGUUUGAAUAAAUGGCUUUCUGACAUGUUA